This is a messenger RNA of Pieris macdunnoughi, 981 nucleotides long. The record is from the annotation of a GenBank genome assembly. Lineage: Eukaryota; Metazoa; Arthropoda; Insecta; Lepidoptera; Pieridae.
AUGGAAAGAAAAAAAAAACGAAUAAGGUUUAUUAUUGGCCGGUCGUCGGAAUCUCCGAUCGACUUUGUCGUCAUGGACACAGUAGCUGGCGAUAAGACAGGUGAUACAAAAGUAUUGCAAAGCACCAUAUCCCGAUUUGCGUGUCGCAUCAUAGCCGACCGCGAUGAUGUUAACAAUUGUCGCAUUUUCGCCGCCGGUUUCGACUCGUCAAGAAAUAUCUUCCUUGGGGAGAAAGCAACAAAAUGGUCGGAGAAUCACGAAAUAGACGGUUUGACGACGAAUGGCGUGCUUAUAAUGCAUCCCAGGGGCGAUUUCUGCGGGGGCAGCGCCACCUGUGGCCCGUGGCGUGAGACUUCAGUCGGCGGGGCUGUCUUUUCGCUUAGGGAGAGCCGAUCUGCUCAGCAAAAGGGACUACCAUGUCAGGAAGAAACAAAUGUACUGCGGGAUGGGACCAUGAUAGACUUAUGCGGUGCCACACUUUUAUGGAGAAGUGCUGAAGGACUGAAAAACUCACCGACAAAACGCGAUCUAGAAGCACUUGUGGAUGAACUAAACGCGGGUAGGCCACAAUGUCCCGUGGGUCUAAAUACACUGGUCAUACCGAGGAAGCUGUCUACUGCUCAUCAAGACCUGAACCAGCCCUAUGUAUACCUUAAUUGUGGACAUGUUCAAGGCGAGCACUCCUGGGGUGCGGAAGGUAGUGAGACGGGCGUGCGUCGUUGCCCUAUGUGCCUAACAGCUGGAUCCGUAGUGCGUGUUUGUAUGGGAAUCGAACCCGCCUUUUACGUUGACUCCGGUCCGCCCACCUAUGCGUUCAACCCCUGCGGACACAUGGCUUCGGAAAGGACAGUCAAAUAUUGGGCAACAGUGGAUAUUCCGCACGGAACGAACGGAUUUCACGCGAUUUGUCCGUUUUGCGCAGCACCGUUACAGGGCACACCCGGUUAUGUGAGACUCAUCUUUCAGGACAAUCUUGACUGA